CCCAGCGGAGGAAUUACUCUUAAUUUGAGGAGAAACUGGAAGCACAAUGGGAGAUGACAGUGAGUGGAUGAAAUUGCCGGUUGAUCAGAAAUGUGAACACAAGCUCUGGAAAGCAAGGUUAAGUGGGUAUGAAGAGGCCCUGAAGACCUUCCAGAAAAUAAAGGAUGAAAAGAGCCCAGAAUGGUCCAAAUUUUUAGGACUGAUCAAAAAAUUUGUGACUGAUUCCAAUGCAGUGGUUCAGUUGAAAGGAUUAGAAGCUGCACUUGUUUAUGUUGAAAAUGCCCAUGUAGCAGGAAAAACCACAGGUGAAGUUGUGUUGGGUGUUGUAAGUAAAGUGUUCAACCAACCCAAAGCCAAAGCCAAGGAGCUAGGCAUUGAGAUUUGUCUAAUGUACAUAGAGAUUGAGAAAGCCGAGGCUGUUAAAGAGGAGCUCCUAAAAGGCCUGGACAACAAGAACCCCAAGAUAGUAGUGGCCUGCAUAGAGACACUGAGGAAAGCCUUAAGGAACAAGUGGCUGUAAUUUGCUAUGGAACUCCGACUUAGACAAACCACUGUUUUGUUCCGAUUUGGCAGCCCUUCUAAUCUGAUAUCCUGUCCCCAUUACUAUCCACAU
This is a messenger RNA of Neogale vison (American mink), 613 nucleotides long. Its product is annotated as cytoskeleton-associated protein 5-like. Gene Ontology annotation, biological process: mitotic spindle organization; microtubule polymerization; establishment or maintenance of microtubule cytoskeleton polarity. Gene Ontology annotation, cellular component: spindle pole; microtubule plus-end; centrosome. Lineage: Eukaryota; Metazoa; Chordata; Mammalia; Carnivora; Mustelidae. The coding region runs from base 47 to 520 and encodes 157 amino acids. Gene Ontology annotation, molecular function: microtubule plus-end binding; microtubule plus end polymerase activity. The transcript has a single exon. The record is from RefSeq and is a predicted model, not a curated record.